UGGCUUAAUCCGGAGACGGUCCAAAAAGGAAAACUUAAACCGAAAGAAGCCCACGCACGAACAAGCCUGAGAUCUUGCAAUUUAUCUCCCGAUUUGGAAGCUGGACUGUCUCUUUUGGCCACGAUGAAGCGGCCUUGCGAGGACACUACCUCAGACAGCGAUAUGGACGAGACGAUAGACGUGGGGAGUGAAAAUAAUUACUCUGGGCACAGCGCCAGUUCGGUGAUCCGAUCAAAUUCUCCUACAACAACGUCUCAGAUUAUGGCCAGGAAAAAAAGAAGAGGGAUUAUAGAGAAAAGGCGCCGUGAUCGUAUAAAUAACAGUUUAUCUGAACUGAGGCGGCUUGUUCCAACGGCUUUUGAAAAACAAGGAUCUGCCAAAUUAGAAAAAGCAGAAAUCCUGCAAAUGACAGUGGAUCAUUUGAAGAUGCUCCAGGCAACAGGCGGGAAAGGUUACUUUGAUGCUCACGCCCUUGCCAUGGAUUUCAUUAGCAUUGGGUUCCGAGAAUGUUUAACUGAAGUUGCGAGAUACCUGAGUUCGGUGGAAGGUCUGGACACGUCUGACCCUCUAAGAGUUAGAUUGGUCUCCCACCUCAGUUCAUGCGCUUCUCAGAGGGAAGCUGCUGCAAUGACCUCUUCCAUGGCACACCACCACCACCCAUUGCAUCCUCACCACUGGGCGGCAGCUUUCCACCAUCUCCCUACGGCUUUGCUGCAGCAGAAUGGACUACAUUCCUCCGACAUCUCCCCUUGCAGACUCUCAACCGCAUCAGAGGUGCCUCCCCACGGAUCUGCUCUUCUCACAGCCACUUUUGCUCAUGCUGAUUCCACACUUAGAGUGCCCUCUGCUGGCAGUGUCGCUCCCUGCAUCCCACCUCUUUCUACCUCUCUGCUCUCGCUCUCAGCCACUGUGCAUGCUGCAGCUGCAGCCGCCGCACAGAGUUUUCCUCUGUCUUUUGCUGGGGCAUUCCCAAUGCUUCCGCCGAGUGCAGCUGCAGCAGUAGCAGCUGCAACAGCCAUCAGCCCACCAUUGUCUGUAUCAGCAACUGCCAGCCCUCAGCAAUCCAGUGGUAAUGGAAACAGCAAACCCUACCGACCUUGGGGGACUGAAGUUGGAGCAUUCUAAAUUUUUUCUUCACCAGCCUUCAUUGGACUUCUGCAGUUACCACAGAAAGUUCUUUACAGAAAGUGUAGACCAUGAACUGGUCAAGUAACCCUAUGGAUUCCCAAAGGACAGACUGGGAAAAGUAAAACGAUGCUGCCUUAAGACUGGUCAAAAUGGACAUGAGGUAUUUUGUCUUUGUUCGAAUUAGGCAUCAUACUGGACAGCAGCGAUCUUCAAAAUGAGGACUCCCAUGUUGCCAAGUACGCAAUUUCCUGAGAAAUGUAUAGACCGUAGAAUUAAUCCCCUUGCUAUGCAUUUUUAUUUUUAUUUUAUUUGUCAGAGGGGUAAUGGAUUAUAGCUAUAAAAAAAAAGAUGAACACUGUCCAAAAUGUGCAAGUGCCUGCUCUCUUCAAAAGGUGUGGUGUGUUUGUGUGCCUGUGCAUGUAUUUUCCUGUCUAAGGCAAAUACUGUAAGUAUGGAAAUGAAACUAGAGUGAAAAGAGAAGUGAUUUGGAAUCAUGUGAUGAAAUCUACAAUAAGAAUACAAUUCCUAAACAAAAUGCAAACUGUAAAGCUUCAAUCCUUUGACGUCAGUGGGACCUAAGCAAAGUAACUGUGUGCAGGAUUGCAAUCUAGGAAUAACCAAACAGGUUUUGAAGCUGUAUGCGCCUAAUCUAAUCUCACCUAGUUUACUUUCUUUGUGUACUUGUCAAAUAAUGAUAACCUGUGACAUAAUGCUAAAAGCACUGAUCUUUCCAAUGCUUGCUUUAACUAUGAGCAUCUUGACUCUUUCUUUAAAACAAAUGGUUUAAAAUGAUAUCCAGGUGUGGGCAUGUGUGGGUAUCAGGA
Elgaria multicarinata webbii is the source of this 1952-nucleotide messenger RNA. RefSeq names its product hes related family bHLH transcription factor with YRPW motif 2 (gene HEY2). Bases 124 to 1125 code for a protein of 333 amino acids. Gene Ontology annotation, biological process: anterior/posterior pattern specification; Notch signaling pathway; regulation of neurogenesis. The transcript has 5 exons. NCBI's taxonomy places the organism in Eukaryota, Metazoa, Chordata, Lepidosauria, Squamata, Anguidae. Gene Ontology annotation, cellular component: nucleus. Gene Ontology annotation, molecular function: RNA polymerase II cis-regulatory region sequence-specific DNA binding; DNA-binding transcription factor activity, RNA polymerase II-specific; protein dimerization activity. The record is from RefSeq and is a predicted model, not a curated record.